Messenger RNA from Aspergillus alliaceus, 1374 nucleotides. RefSeq names its product glycoside hydrolase family 76 protein. Gene Ontology annotation, biological process: carbohydrate catabolic process; fungal-type cell wall biogenesis. The coding region runs from base 1 to 1374 and encodes 457 amino acids. Lineage: Eukaryota; Fungi; Ascomycota; Eurotiomycetes; Eurotiales; Aspergillaceae. The record is from RefSeq and is a predicted model, not a curated record. The transcript has 4 exons. Gene Ontology annotation, molecular function: mannan endo-1,6-alpha-mannosidase activity.
AUGCGCUUGCCCCGCGGCGGGCUGCUUCAAUCGAUCGUUCUCUUCCUCGCCGGGAUCGUACAUACGGUGCCGGCGCUUGACAUCGACAUUAAUGAUCCUGAAUCCAUUAAAACUGCAGCCAGCCAGAGCGCCCAUGGUUCGAUGUUAUGGUACAAAGGGAAUGAGACGGGUCAGAUUCCAGGGGCAUUUCCGGACAAGUGGUGGGAAGGCAGCGCCCUGUUCUUAAGCCUGCUAUACUACUGGCAUUAUACAGGCGAUACCACUUAUAAUUCGGAGGUCAGCCAGGGCAUGGAGUGGCAGGCUGGGAACGGAGAUUAUAUGCCAGCCAACUAUAGUAGUUACUUGGGUAAUGACGACCAAGCCUUUUGGGGGAUUGCCGCCAUGACAGCCGCCGAGACCAAAUUCCCCGACGUGGAAAACGGAUACUCUUGGUUGUCGCUUGCCCAGGGCGUAUUCAACGCACAAGCGGCCCGAUGGGAUAGUGCUGACUGUGGCGGUGGACUACGCUGGCAGAUCUUCCCCUACCAAGCUGGCUAUGCCAUGAAAAACGCGAUCUCAAACGGUCUAUUGUUCCAGCUGGCCGCACGUCUUGCUCGAUACACGAACAACCAGACGUACACGGAUUGGGCGGAAAAGGUUUGGGAUUGGAGCGCAUCUUCGCCGCUGCUGAAUACUACGACAUGGAACGUUGCCGACUCCACUGAUAUCGCCGGCGGAUGCACAUCCCAGGGAAACAACCAAUGGUCGUAUAACUAUGGCACAUACCUAAUCGGUGCGGCGUACAUGUACAACAUGACACAAAAGGAGAAAUGGAAGACUGCUGUGGACGGUCUCCUUGGCGUUACUCUAAAUACAUUCUUCCCCAAAGACUUUAAUUACAUCAUGUCCGAGAUUCUCUGCGAACCCAACGAGGUUUGCAAUGACAACGAAAUUUUGUUCAAAGGCCUUGUCACCGGAUGGCUUGCCUUUGUCGCCUUGCUGGUCCCGUCGACCUACGAUCAAAUCCUCCCCAAGCUGCAAGCGUCCGCCCAAGGAGCGGCCGCGUCGUGCAGUGGCAUGGACAAUAACACAUGCGGGGUGCGCUGGCACGAAUCGAAAUGGGACGGCUGGGUUGGUAUGGAGGAGCAGAUUAGUGUGACCGACGUGCUGAGCUCGGUCUUGGUCACCGAAAAGAAAGGGAGCGGCCCCUUGACCUCGUCGACUGGUGGGACGAGUACUAGCGAUCCGAACGCGGGGAAUAACGAUGGUAGUAGCUCCGACAAGAGCAAGGCAAAGCCCAUCACAACGGGAGACAAAGCUGGUGCAAGCAUCUUGACUAUAGGGUUUGCUGGUCUCUGGGGCGGCUUGAUUGCUUUUAUGGUCACUGGAGCUUAA